Messenger RNA from Notolabrus celidotus (New Zealand spotty), 5963 nucleotides. It is a transcript of the gene nectin3a, whose product is annotated as nectin cell adhesion molecule 3a. The record is from RefSeq and is a predicted model, not a curated record. The coding region runs from base 336 to 1997 and encodes 553 amino acids. Gene Ontology annotation, biological process: heterophilic cell-cell adhesion; homophilic cell-cell adhesion. The transcript is spliced from 6 exons. NCBI's taxonomy places the organism in Eukaryota, Metazoa, Chordata, Actinopteri, Labriformes, Labridae. Gene Ontology annotation, cellular component: adherens junction; apical junction complex.
AACCACUCAAGCCAAUACACCAAGUAAAUAUCAAACCCUCUAUAACAAUAAUACUGUUACUCAUUACAUCUCAGAAGUGUCCUGUAUUAAAGGACAAAUCUAAUCAAAUGGGGGGGUGAUUGGGACCGUGUGUGUGCGUGAGUGCGUGCGGAGGCUGCGUGAGUUGCACUUUGUUGUCCUGCAGAAGAAGAAGUGGUACAGCCCACGCGGAUCGGUCGCUAUGGAGAGCAGCUCCCCACCAGCCAGGCAGCGACAGAAGAGAGCAGAACGAGAGAGGAGGCGGACGGACCCGGACCCGAGAGUGCCACAGCGCACACACAACACACACAGGAAUCAUGGAGAAAAGAUCCCCACUCAGGAGGAGUUUACCAUCAAACGGACUGAGACUUUUAACGUCACUUCUCACCUUAUUCGGGCUAACCUGUGUGAGCAGUAACCAGGUGGUGGUUCCUGAGAACGUGAAUGCAGUGCUGGGGAAAAACAUCACACUGGGCUGCAGAAUAGAGGUGGGCUCCAACCUCAGUCUCACACAGAGCUCCUGGGAGCGUCGCCUACCUUCAGGCACCAUUACCCUGGCAGUGUUUAACCCCGAGUUCGGAACCUCCAUCGCUCCAGAGUACGCCAGGCGCGUCUCGUUUGUUUCCCCCUCUGUACGAGAUGCCACCAUCACCAUCGAAGGAGCUGGAUUUUCUGAUGUCGGGUCCUAUAUCUGCAAAGUGGCUACUUUUCCUCUGGGCAACACACAAGCAUCCACCUUUGUUAAUGUAUUAGUGGAGCCAAAGGUCCACGUGUCCGCCGGCCCCACAGCUCUGCUAGAUGGCGGGAACGAGUCGCUGGUGGCCACCUGCAUAGCGGAGCGUGGCCGUCCUGCCGCAGAGGUUUUCUGGGAGACGGAGCUGUACGGGAGAAGUGAGAAGCAGAGUCAGGAUGAGGCCAACGGCACCAGCACCACGCGUGUACGCUACAUGUGGCAGCCACAGAGCUACGCGCAAGGGAAGACGCUCACCUGCGUGGUGCGCCACCCGGCUCUGGUGACGGAGUUUCGCAUACCCUUUUCACUGAAUGUUCAGUUUGCUCCCAUGGUAUCAGUGACAGGAAUAGAGAAAAAUUGGUAUGUGGGUCAAGAGAGUGUGAAGUUCACCUGCGGUGCUAAAUCCAACCCCCCUGUCCGUCACUUCUCAUGGAUCAGGUUGGAUGGAUUGAUGCCUGAGGGUGUUGAAAUCUUAAACAAUACCUUUGCUUUCACUCGCCCGCUGGAGCGCAAUGACUCCGGGGUUUACCGCUGUGAAGUACUCAACGACAUCGGCCUCCGCAGUAAAGACGUGAACCUCUGGGUACAAGAUCCUCCCCCCACCACGGCCGCCCCGAGCACCACCGCAUCCCACCUCCACGACACCUCUGGAGCGGGUACAGCCGUGGACCAGCAAAGAGCCCUCUUCACCUCCCCGACUCUGGCCUCCUUACCCGACAGCAGCCUGGGGACCAUAGUAGGCGGGGCAGUGGGUGGAGUUUUGUUCCUGAUUCUCCUGCUGAUCCUGGGCGGGGCUUGCUUCAUGCGUCAGCGCAGGACCUUCAGAGGUGACUACUAUACCAAACAGUACCUGGGACCCUCUGACAUGCAGAAGGAGUCUCAGCUGGAUGUGCUGCAGCCGCACGAGCUGCAGGAAGUCUACGGCGACAAGACGAGCAAAGGCAGCCAGGAGCUGAAACCCAAACUGGGCGGGGACAUCAUUUACCCUGACUACACCCCUGAGCGGAAGGACAGGGAUGACUGGGCUGACAGGGGGGAUAACCACAGGGGCCUCAAGGAGGGAAACUACUACCCUGAUCACUACAACAACCAAAACAUGCACCCCUGUGGGCCUCCUGUGCACAGCACCAUUGUGACCAACGGCUCCCCCUACCUCCCGGAGGACUCCUAUGACAAUGGCACAGACAGCGACUACGUGUCCCACAUGGAUGGAUCUGUGAUCUCACGCAGGGAGUGGUAUGUUUGAGGAAAAAGCAGACAAAAAGACUGAGAAUAAAUUAAGAAGUAUCAUCCAAGAUCGUGUCAUUUCAGUUAAAGGACGAUCUAUCGGCUCAGUUUCACAGUGAGCUCAUUGAACAGUACUGCUCUGCCUUGAUUGUAACCACUUUACCUUAAGGAUUUGUAUGUGGAUGUGUUACACUUCAGUAGCAUCUUAAGGAGCUACAAACGAGCUGACAAACAUCCCCCCCUGAUGUUAUCUGCGUGGGCUCCAGAGACUCUGAUAACGGUGAAGUUUUGACUGACGUGAAUGAGGUUUUUGUAUUCUGCUUGUUUGUGUUUGCACCUGUCUUCAACACAGGUCAAAGGUCAGGCAUUCAGACCCUUGUUAGUGAAGUAUUUAUACCCCCUGACUGUCUGAGCUUUGCUCUCCAUAAAACCUCACAACUUCUGUGGCAUUUUGAAAAACCCCAAUCUUGAUUGCUUGCAGCGUUUUUACUGCACAGGCGAAACAAUCAUCAUGACAGUCAGUAUUAAUGCAAAUGAUAUUGCAUGAUUUAUUUUUCAAGAAUAAAACGCACCAUCAGGUUAAAGGGAAGGUUUGACCGUUACGUGGUUCAAAGGGAGAAUUACACAAACUGUUACUGAGGAAAGACAGACUGGCGCUUGUGACUUCAUAACACCCCUGUCCUGUAAACCUCUGGGGAGGUUCAUUGGCUGCUUUUGCAAACUUUUAGUAUUUUCUGUAAAUAAAUAAUAAAAUGGCAAACCUGUAACCCGACAGAGAAAAUGACACACAGUUAAAAAAAAAAAAAAGAGGUUGCUUCCUUCUGUGAAAGAGCUCUUACUUUCAGCUUCACUCUGGCUAAUUUAAUUCAAAGAUAUCUCUGUUCUGGAAGUUUUGGUGCAAGUUUAUUUGUUGACACCCUUCGAUAGUCAAGAAACUGCAACUGCUGUUCAUAACUGUAGAAAACACUCCUCCAACAGCUGCUUUGUCAUAAACAAAGAGGAACAGCUGGUGUGUCUGUUUACAGCGCAACCGAACACUCUCACCUUGUUGUUUUUUUUCAGGAUUAUUUUUUGGGCUUUUUGCCUUUAUUAGAUCGGACAGCUUGAGAGAGACAGGACAUGUGGGGGGAGAGAGAGAGAGAUGGGGAUGACGUGCACAUAAUCAUGCUGGGACUGGGAAUCGAUCCUAAGACCGGUGCAAUGAAGCCUGCAGCCUACCGUACAUGGGGCACCUGCUCCACCAAGCUGAGCUUAACCGGCACCCCACCUUGUUUUAAUAAAGACAUCAGUGGAUGAUGGUUUAAAAACACGAUGAGGUUUCAUGCUGUACAUAGCACAAGUAUUUUCUCACUGUGCCGUCUGCAGACCUUCAUCACGCAGCUCACUGCAGCUGCUUCUUUGUCUUCCAUGAAAUGCAAGAGAAUAUUUUGUUUUGUGGACAAACUUUGGAUGAAUUCUCACAGCAGCGGUAGUAGCAGUAAGAUCAAUAACACAGCCAUCAAGUGUCUUGCCGGUUUAUGAUGCACCGUAAACAGUGAGGCUGAUAGCAAUAACAUGAAACUGUGCCAGAUGAUGAGCAGGAAUUUGUUUACUCUCUAUUCCUCAAUCUGAGGAGGUGAUCUGGAUCACGGCUUUAUAUGGCGAGCUCUGAAACUUGUAUGAAAAAUGAACAGAGAGAUAAUUGCUGAAUGGGAAACAUUAACAGCUAUAGCUAUAGAGCAUGAAGAGUGUUAAAAGUGGGCUGUGAAUUUACCUGAUUUCACUGAUUGUAACUAAAAUCAAAUAUAUGAUCAUUACUAGAAAGUGUCAGUCCACUCAGAAGCACAACUCUGUCAUUACAGUUGUCAGCAAACAUCAAACAGAGCCAGGCAGACUUCAGCUUUCUCCACUUAUCCAUGAUAACAGGCUGCAUCGCUGUCUUUUCCACUUUCCCUCCUCCGUAUCCUCUGAUUUCUGUCUGCACGACCAACACCAAUUGGUCAUUACAGCUUUUUAUUUUAAACACAAGAUCAAAGAAAUGUGUUAUAAAUACCAUAUGUGACUAUCUCAGCUGUCAUCAUCUCCAGUUAUGUGGCUUCAUAAACCACCGACCGUUUCACUGACACUCCACAGUCGCGAUCCAUGACUGUAAAUAAGCAAAAUAAACGCUACAGAGGAGGUCAGAAAAGGAGCAAUAAUAAACCGAUCCUUCAGCUUUAGGUUGUGUGUGUGUUUGAAGUGUGAUUGCGCGGAUACCUCACAGCAGAGUUGGAACACAUCGUGAGCAGCUGACAUCACUUCUGAUCACAGAGCCGGCUGUAAUGUUGGGGUUUGGCUCCUCGGCAAGUGUCUCUGAGGAUAUUCAGCGAUCAUGGAAAGUAGAAAUUUAAUCCUUGAGUGAAAAGAACCAGCUAGGUUAAAGCUGUCUGUGGAAUGGCUCCCCAAGGGAUAUGUAUAUUUUUCUCCUUUUUCCUACAAACAACAAAACCCAGUGAUGUUGAGCUGAAACAAAGAGGUGACAUCAUCAGUGAGCUCAUCUCUCACUGCUUGAUUUGACCUUACACUUUUCCACUUAGAGCUCCUUCUUUUUUUGUUUCCUCAGGAAUGAUACAUGAAUUAAAGCGACCUCUGCAAAGCCGCACAUGAAAGGGGAAACAGACCCUUUCUGGAAAGAUCCCUGCUUAGUCAAUCAGGCUGUUUGUUGCUCAGAGACGGAACCAUACAGUAUAUGUGUGUUACAGUCAGAGGGGGUUGGGUAUAUUUUUGAGGUCUUUCUUAUUGGGGUUUUUAUAGAUUCUGGGUGCAUAUUUAUUCCCCCCCCCUCCUUUUUUAACCCUUCUCCGCCCUUCUUUUUCCCAAGCUGGGUCGAAGGUUUGGAAGUCUGAGAAUAAACUGCUUUAAUCCCGCUCUCACUCUCAUCAUCGCACACACACGCACCCGCCCGCCGCACAUCUGCCACUGCAGCCCACAUUCAAGGAGCAGCCCUCACCUCAAGCCUUCAGCUUUUAAUUAACUUUUCAUUUUUUUCCUCUCAUCGCACUUGGCAACUGAAUGGCUCGAGCUCAGUGAUAUAUAGCUUAUCCGUGUCUGCAUGCACACAUUUUUUUCUAAUCAGCUGAUUCAUAGCUGUCAACUUGUUUCUAAUUUGGUAAAGUUGCUGUCUCUGCUCCCAAAAGUAUCUUUCUUCUCUUAAAGCUGUCUUGACAAAACGAGCUGAACUGAUGAAUGUGUUUGUAAAGUUCAGCUUUGGUCACCCACCAACUGUUAUGCAUGUAAAUUAAGUUAUUCGCCACUUUCUACAUUCAUUUUUUUUUCUCAUCACUAAUGUUUAUAUUCAUGUACAUAAUGCUAAUAGGUAGGAUUAGCUUUUUUGGUUUGUAUGUUGGUGUACAGUUUGUUCUGGUCUCCCCUACUGAAUAGUUGGUGCCUUAGAUGGGCUGAAAAAUGCACAGAAACUUUGAGACAACGACAAUUACUGAAAGCAUUAAUAUAAAGGAUUGCAGAGGAGGACUGACUGCUCCGUUUAUAAGUCUUCCAUCUUUAUAUUUAAGAUUUGCUGGUAUCAAAACAUCAAAAUUGACAAGAGGUUAAUUGUCACGCCUUAUGUACUUCGAAAGGACACGUGUAACAAGUUAGUUACUGAGAAAAUUGUUUCACUGGGAUUUUACGCAAAGCCAGAUUCAUAGAAAAUAUUAUUGUCCUGUAAAUAUGCUGGCUGUUUUUUAUUAUUAUUGGGGAAAAAAAUCUUAUUUUUUGUAUGAGGUCUGUAAUUUUCACAGAGUAUUAGUUUUUCUUGCGAGCGUUUGAGCAGCUUUUGUCUCAUGAAAACAAAAAGGAUGAUGCUGUUUUCACUUCAUUGUUAUAUUUGUUCUCGGGAGUUUCUGACCAAUUAUUUUGUAAGUUGUUAUCUGAAUGAUUGAUGUCUCGCAGGAAUCAGACAUGGAAGUGUGACAGAUUGUAUUUUGUUCCUUUUGUUUGCAAUAAAUUACUGUCAUUAUUGCACUCA